This is a messenger RNA of Metarhizium brunneum ARSEF 3297, 2118 nucleotides long. RefSeq lists its product as uncharacterized. The record is from RefSeq and is a predicted model, not a curated record. NCBI's taxonomy places the organism in Eukaryota, Fungi, Ascomycota, Sordariomycetes, Hypocreales, Clavicipitaceae.
AUGCGAGAGGCGGACUCUAUCCAUCUACCUCUGCACCUCCGCCUAGACCCCGAAAAGUCGGCAUCCUCAAUCCAACACGAUGGCACCAGCUAUCGCAAGAAGUUCCCAGAGAGCCUUCAUUUUGCAUCUGGCAACUUUCACAUGAGAUCGCGCACAGCCUCCACACGAAGCAGCAUCUCGUCAGCACACAUUCCUGAUUCAGCGACUGCCUACUCGCCGUCAACGCUUGCCAGCCCCCUGAGCUCUAGUUAUGCGAGCGAUAUUCAAGAACGAUUUGCUUGUCACACGCUGGAUGGAUCAAGGCCGUCGAGCAGGAUACGCCAUCGUCACCGGCCAUCAAUCGCAACCUGCUCCACCUUUAUCAAUGAUGACGACGAAAGCCCUGUCUAUGUUGGCUGUCAAGACGUAGCUCAAAAGAUUAAACAGACCGGUAGCGACAAUUCCGACCCUGUUGAGACUCAUGAAAUUGAAAUUGAUGAGCCAGAGACAGAUGCCACACCAAUCAAGGAGGAAGACGAUGCCCUGACUCCUGGUAAAGACAGUGACUGGGAGCAGAAUCAAACUCCUUGUGCGUCUCCAACCCAGAAGUCAGACAUCUCGUUUAACACCUUCGGAGACACCGUCUCUUCAGACGAUGCUGACGGGAUUCUGGACUACACUCUUCAACUAGUGUAUGGAAUUGAGUUGAGUGAAGCUCAAGCGCCAUCGGGAGCAUUGCACCAGGUCGUUUCCAAAUUCGUUCAGGAGCUAGGCCAGCAUAUAUGGCAAGCGCCGCUGGACGGACAAUCCUCCCAAACCAUGUCUGGCUCAAGCUCUUCCACCACCCCUUCCACAGGUGCUGGUUUGGAUGGUGCUCACAGUUUCGGCAAGCGAAAGAAGCAGAGUAAUGGUGAAGAUGGCGGAGAGGAUCUUACCGACGGUGAGGGUUCUGGAUAUAUCCCGUCCAAGAGAAUCAAGCCAAGUCCAAAGGAGGACGAGAACCUACGGCUUAGUUGUCCGUACAGAAAACGAAACCCACAUCGCUUCAACGUCCGUGACCACCAUAGCUGCGCAAUGACCUACUUCCCCAAGUUUGCUGAAUUAAGGCAACACAUUGUUAAGCAGCACAAACGAGAUGAUCCAUCUGCAUUUGUAUGCGAUCGCUGUACUCGGGACUUCCGGACCAGAAAGGAGUUGAGAGAUCAUCAGCGACAGCCGAAAGAGCACAUGUGCGACAUCUCAGACCAUGACCCCGAGGCUGGCAUCGACGGUCCUACGUCAAACAAGCUCCUCAGCCGCAAGAGAGUUAGCGGUGCAUCUCCCGAGGUCCAAUGGAAGGAGAUAUGGAAUAUCCUUUUCCCAGAUGAUGACGACAACCUAGUUCGAUCUUAUCACUUUACUCCUGUAAUCGAACACUUUGAGCUAUCCGCGCAUUACCUCGAAGCCUUCAACUACCUGCAAUCGUCAUUACGAGACAAAAUCUCCAACCCUGCGACACUGGAAACGUUGGCGACCAAGUUUCACCAAUGCUUCAUCGAAACAGUCGAGAGAUGCGUCCUCACUUCUCAGAGCAUGCCUUACACCAACCGUAGCAAUAAGCGCAACGAACCUUCCCGGAUACAGGGCACGCAAAUCUUGACGAGCAGAAAAGCACGCGGGACGGCCUCAAGACCGGACUCCGGUGUAGUCAUUGACGACACCUCGGAGGAGAGCGGGAGUAUAGUGGGAUCUUCAUCUCUCGGCCACAGGGACAGCGUCAGGACAGUCAGAAGCUACGCGGGUCGGCGAGGAAGCAACAUUGCUCCCAAGGGCAAUCCCGACAUGUUUCCCACGCCUGUCACUACUGCUGCAGGCUUAAAUCAGAGCCCCCCUGCGCCUUUGCCAAAUUUUACAUUCGGUGCAAGCACGAACAAUAUGGCACAUGCAACGGCAACUUCGGUAGAAGAGUGGGCGAAUGGUCUGUCAUUCAACCAGAACGAUGGGACUUUUACCAUGGCAGAUCACUGGAUGGCUGAUACAAACAUGACGCCCCAGGCGGAAUUUGGGUUGGAUGAGUCGCUGUUAUAUCAAGCGAGUUUCUGCACGAUAGAUGAUACAUUUACGAAUCUUCAUGGAACGAGAACAGAUGGGAAUAUAUAG